AUGGAGGCGCUGAUUCCGCUGGUGAACCGACUGCAGGACGCCUUCUCCGCCCUGGGGCAGAGCCGCCGCCUGGAGCUGCCGCAGAUCGCGGUGGUGGGCGGUCAGAGCGCCGGCAAGAGCUCGGUGUUGGAGAACUUCGUGGGAGGUAAAGAUUUCCUUCCCCGAGGAUCAGGCAUUGUUACAAGACGUCCUCUGGUCCUGCAGCUGGUUAAUUCCAUUACAGAGUAUGCUGAAUUCCUACAUUUUAAAGGAAGAAAGUUCACUAACUUUGAUGAAGUCCGUCAAGAGAUUGAAGUCGAGACAGACCGGGUGACAGGGAUAAACAAAGGGAUUUCAUCAAUACCUAUUAACUUGAGAAUUUAUUCACCAUCUGUGUUAAACUUGACACUGAUUGACCUGCCCGGUAUCACUAAAGUGCCAGUAGGAGACCAGCCAACAGACAUUGAAUACCAGAUCAGAGACAUGAUCUUGCAGUUCAUCACUCGAGAAAAUUGCCUAAUUUUAGCAGUAACUCCAGCAAAUACUGACUUGGCCAAUUCUGAUGCACUUAAGCUAGCCAAAGAGGUUGAUCCUCCAGGUAUGCGAACCAUUGGUGUGAUAACCAAGCUUGAUCUAAUGGACGAUGGUACAGAUGCCAAGAAUGUUCUGGAGAACAAGCUCCUGCCACUUCGUAGAGGAUAUGUUGGUGUGGUCAACAGAAGUCAGAAGGAUAUUGACAGCAGAAAGGACAUUAAAAUGGCACUUUCAGAAGAAAGAAAAUUUUUUCUUUCUCAUCCUGCAUACAGACACAUGGCAGAUCGCAUGGGAACACGCCACUUGCAAAAGGAACUUAACCAGCAACUGACUAACCAUAUUCGGGAGAUGCUACCACCACUGCGAAGCAAACUUCAGAGCGAGAUGCUAGCUUUAGAAAAAGAGGUGGAGGAAUAUAAGGACUACCGACCUGAUGAUCCUGCCACAAAAAGCAAGGCACUCUUGCUAAUGGUAAAGCAGUUUUCUGUGGACUUUGACAAGAGAAUUGAAGGAUCUGGUGAUCAAGUGGAAACACUGGAAUUGUCAGGAGGUGCAAGAAUAAAUCGGGUUUUCCAUGAACGGUUUCCUUUUGAACUAGUAAAGAUGGAAUUUGAUGAAAAAGAGCUGAGAAGGGAAAUAAGCUUCGCUAUCAAGAAUAUCCACGGUAUCAGACCAGGUUUGUUUACACCUGAUAUGGCUUUUGAAGCUAUCGUGAAGAAGCAUAUUGUGAAAUUGAAGGAGCCUUGCAUAAAGUGUGUAGAUCUGGUUAUGCAAGAGUUAAUAAAUACAGUUAGACAAUGUAGCAUAAAGCUGGGUAGAUAUCCAAGACUGCGAGAGGAGACAGAAAAGAUUGUUUCCUGCCACGUACGAGAAAGAGAAGGAAAGACAAAGAACCAGGUGUUAUUGCUGAUUGAUAUCCAGCUGUCUUAUAUCAACACCAACCAUGAAGACUUCAUUGGGUUUACAAAUGCUCAGCAAAGAAGUAAUCAGCUUUCCAAGAAGAGCUCUGUUGAGAAUCAGGGCUCCCAUCUCCCACUGUUGAGACAAAUUGUGAUCAGGAAAGGCUGGCUUACCAUCAACAACAUUAGUAUCAGAAAAGGAGGCUCUAAGGAGUACUGGUUUGUGUUGACUGCGGAGAGUCUCUGUUGGUUUAAGGAUAAUGAGGAAAAAGAGAAAAAAUAUAUGCUGCCAUUAGACAACCUGAAAAUCCGAGAUGUGGAGAAAGGCUUCAUGUCCAGCAAAAGUGUAUAUGCACUAUUCAAUACAAAGCAGAGGAAUGUUUACAAGGAUUACCGUUAUCUGGAACUUGCUUGUGACACUCAGGAGGAGGUGGAUAGUUGGAAAGCAUCGUUUCUUCGAGCAGGGGUGUAUCCUGAGAAGUCCACUGCUGAGAAUGAUGAGGGAGCAUGUCCUGGUAACUUUUCUAUGGACCCUCAACUGGAGAGACAAGUGGAGACCAUCCGCAACUUGGUGGAGUCCUACAUGUCUAUUGUUAACAAGACUAUCCGGGAUCUCAUGCCCAAGACGAUCAUGCAUCUUAUGAUAAAUAAUGCUAAAUAUUUCAUCAAUGCAGAGCUUUUGGCCAGUUUGUAUUCCUCAGAGGAACAAAACACCUUAAUGGAGGAGUCACCUGAGCAGACCCAACGGCGUGAUGAAACUCUCCGCAUGUACCAUGCCAUUAAAGAAGCACUAAAUAUUAUUGGGGAUAUCAAUACCAAUACAGUUACCGUCCCUCUGCCACCUCCAGUGGAUGACUCUUGGCUGCAGUCUGGAUGCAGAUCUCCACCUCCUAGUCCUACAUGUCAGCGCUGGCACCCAGGGUCUGCUUACCCACCAAGCAGACCAUUUGCUGGGCGAAGCCAUGCCCCAGCAGGUUCUUCAGCAGGAGCUCCUCCCAUCCCAUCCCGCCCUGGCCCUCUCCCUCCUUUCUCCAGUACUAUCAGUACUGAUCCAUCUGGAGCUCCCCCACACAUCCCUUCAAGGCCAGCACGUGCUGCUCCCAGCAUCCCAAGACGUCCUGCUCCAGCUGUUCCUGGAAGAUUUACUUCGUAAAGCGACUAAUUUUCUAAUAUUGCUUUAAAAUAUUUGUAUUUUUUAAUUUUUUUUUG
This is a messenger RNA of Callorhinchus milii (elephant shark), 2621 nucleotides long. RefSeq names its product dynamin 3a (gene dnm3a). NCBI's taxonomy places the organism in Eukaryota, Metazoa, Chordata, Chondrichthyes, Chimaeriformes, Callorhinchidae. The transcript has 21 exons. Gene Ontology annotation, cellular component: membrane; microtubule; cytoplasm. The coding region runs from base 1 to 2565 and encodes 854 amino acids. Gene Ontology annotation, molecular function: GTP binding; microtubule binding; GTPase activity. The record is from RefSeq and is a predicted model, not a curated record.